This is a messenger RNA of Synchiropus splendidus (mandarinfish), 5434 nucleotides long. Its product is annotated as D-amino-acid oxidase-like. Bases 855 to 1892 code for a protein of 345 amino acids. The record is from RefSeq and is a predicted model, not a curated record. Gene Ontology annotation, molecular function: FAD binding; D-amino-acid oxidase activity. NCBI's taxonomy places the organism in Eukaryota, Metazoa, Chordata, Actinopteri, Syngnathiformes, Callionymidae. The transcript is spliced from 11 exons.
ACACAUGAUAGUUCUAGAAUGCAUUGUUGUUAUUAAAGCAGUUCGACAUUCAAUCUAUCACUCAUGAAUGAAGUGCUGCUGGUGAAAUGCUAGAAAUUGCGUAUUUUACUUUUUUUUUAUUUACACAUGGAAUUUGCCUGUGUGGUCAUUUAUUCUUUUCUUCAUCCCCUUUUACUGACGUACGUAUGUAUAAUGUUCUAUAAUGAUCUCGUUUUCCCUCGUUCUUUCUAAUAGCAGAACUUUGCAUGCGUUUGUUCUUUGAACCACUCGUCAUCUCAACAAGUCUCAUCACAAACUUUAAAGCAAUUAUACAUUCGCUCUCACCUUUGUAAUGUCACUUAUUAUUUUUACUUUAUUGGUUUAUAGUGUCCUUCUCGGUUGACCUGACCUUAUUUUUCACAUAAAUAUUUUUUCACUGGAAACAAAUAAAUACUUCCUUAUUUUUAUCGGACGGAAUAAUAACUUUUAUUUUGUGAAUUUAGAUGGGUUUUUUUUCAGUCAGGUUUUCUUACGUACGUAGCACAAUGCAAACAUUUACAUUAUGAAUCUAUCAGCGAUAAAAAAAAAAAGAUAAAUAUCUAAUUAAAAUACUUUCCCAUUAAAUGAAUUUGCAUGCAUUUAGUAGAUAAUUGUAAAACAGUUAUGCAGAUCAUCUUGGUUGAUUAUGGUGCGUUCCUGUAAUUAAAUUGUAUUUUACAUUUAACAUCUUCGCAUACCUGCACAAUGGUGUUAACAUGUUUGCAGUGACGACAGCGGAAACACAGCGACAGAGCGUAUCUCUGGGCACGCCCCCUUAACCACGUGACCGCUGGGUCUCUGUGAAGUUUUGCACGAGUGACAGCUCUUCUGAAGACAUGCGUGUGGCAGUGAUUGGAGCUGGAGUCAUUGGCCUGUCGACUGCUCAGAGCAUUUAUGAGCAGUAUCACUCCAUCGUUUCGCCACUGACCAUCGAGAUAUAUGCCGACUGUUUCACCCCACUGACCACCAGUGAUGGAGCUGCGGGCUUCUGGCAACCAUAUCUCUAUGAUAAGGGCAACAUCCAAGAGACAAAGUGGAAUAGAGAGACCUUUGACUACCUGCUGAGCUGCCUGCGCUCACCGGACUCCAUCAAGAUGGGCAUAUUCCUCCAGUCUGGAUACAACCUGUGCAGUGAACAAUGCCCGGAACCAUCAUUCAAAGACAUCGUCCUUGGCUUCAGAAAACUCACAGAAAAAGAGCUGGCACUUUUCCCUGGUUACAAUUAUGGCUGGUUCAACACUGCUCUGAUGGUGGAAGGUAAAUCAUAUUUGCCUUGGCUGACCGAAUGGUUGCAAAAAAGAGGAGUGAAAUUUUAUCACAGGACAGUUGCAUCUUUUAAAGAGCUUGCAGAGACUGGGGCAGAUGUGAUCAUAAACUGCACUGGGAUGAGAUCCGGCGAGCUCCAGCCUGACCCGGAACUCAAACCAGGACGUGGACAGAUUGUGAAGGUGGACGCUCCGUGGUUGAAGCAUUGGAUUAUCACACAUAAUAUCGCCAGAGGCGUAUACAACUCACCAUACAUCAUUCCAGGGAGUCGACUUGUGACGGUUGGUGGAGUGUUUCAGAUCGGAAACUGGAGUGAACAAAACAACUCCAUCGAUCACAAGGAGAUCUGGGAGCGUGCUUGUCAGCUGGAGCCGAGUCUCAAGCAUGCCAGGAUUGUAGAGGACUGGUCUGGUCUCAGACCUGUCCGCAACAAAGUCAGACUGGAGCGGGAAACCAUACGCCAAGGCCCAGCUCCGAUAGAGGUGAUUCACAACUAUGGUCACGGUGGAUAUGGACUCACCAUUCACAGAGGCUGUGCUCAAGAAGCAGCCAGACUGUUCGGCGAGAUAGUGAAGGAGAAGGGGUCCGGACCCAAGGCUCGCCUGUGACUGUCGUUUUGGUUGUCUCAGCACUUUGACUCUCCGGCAGAACCAACUCUGGACUAGUUGAAUCCAUGAAUUACAUAGAAGACGCAGGUUAAAACGCUGCCUUUCUCUUCCUUUUGAAAUAACCACAUAGACUCUGUUGUCUCUUUGAAAGGUCAUUUACUACAUCAUCACCCAGUGCAGUGACAAGAUUCUCUGUGACAUAAUGCAGCACUUGACCCAGAAACACCAGCAGAGACAAGGUGAACCUUUAAACCGUCUUCUGUCAUAACUACUCUGUUGUGCCAUCUUCUCUAUACAAAAGUGAAGAUAACAACUAAGCACAUAUUACCUGUAGUAAUUGUGUGUCUGCUUAGGGCAAAAGGUCGAUAUUUGGUCCUUACUAAUACCAGUAACUAAUUUAAUCACAUAAUGUAAUGGAACUGAUCACAUUUCUUGAUUUUAUUUUUUACUUUAUGCUUUCUGAAGACAAGAUAAAUCUGGGUAACUCUGCUGUUCUCAGUGAAAAGUAUUGGAAAAUAAUUAAAGUAUAUGUGACGCACGACUUUUCCUUUAAGUUGUCCUGCAAAUGAUGAGUUGCUACAUGACUAAAGAGAGAGAAGUCUCACACAACAGGGAUAUCGCAAGGUAAUUUAAGGUAUCUGGUUAUCUCUUAAGUUGAUUGGCUGGACCUGAUUCCAGCAGGUCUGACGUUAGCCAUCACUAGAGUCACGCAGGUUCAGUCAGAAGGAGCACUUUUUCUUCAAUGGCCUUCUAGCUAGCCAGGUCUCUGUACCCCCAGUGCACAGUGACACGGUGCCCACCUGUGACAGCAAAGGUUGUUUCACACUACACACUGACACUCCAGAUACUGUGUCAUCAUCUGGCCCGGUUCAGCCACUGUUGUGUCUAACAUGAAGGAUGGUGGGGACUGGAGAUGAACGCAGGAAGUAGGUCGAGCGUGCUCGCUUUCUUUUAUCCUUGCGAGCCACAGUCAGAAUGAAGGUUUUCCCCCAUGCUGUUGGACGAGGCCUUCAUCUCCUGACCCCACUCUCGGUUGCUGGACUCCUGCAGGCCGCGGCCCGUCGUCUCAAUCGGCAGUGCACAGGAAGCGAAGGCAGCUAAAAGGCAGCAGCAGCAGUAGACAGAGAGAGCCAGGUAGACGGAGGACUCCAGCAUCACCUAGAGAGCAGCCACAACACGUCAGUGCUCCUCAUGCCUCCGCCAUUUACAGGAUUGACAGUACAGUGCGUUGAGUAUGGGUCUCAGAUCCUUUCUUCAUCCAUUUGUGCACAUAAAAUACAUUAUUAUUCGCAGGAAAUCCUCUCAUGUAGCUUGACAAACAACUGUACUCUGUCGUACUUCUGUUGCCAAAAUGUGUGUGCACCCGUUCAUACAUCAUCAGUGUUUACAAUCCCUGAAUGAGUCAUUCCCGCAAGGUGAAUUAAAAAUUUAAAUAGUUACCAACAUGAAUAAAUAAAUACCAUCACUAGGGGAAAAGGAAGCUGGGCAAAAUAAACACAAUAAGUAACAAUAAAUAAAAUGUUUUUUUUUUUUUGUAUGAAUGAUUUACAGGUGAAUUUGAUUCCGAUUUCCAUUUUUCUUUAUUUGCAUAAAAUUAGUCUGGCACCAAUGGCAACAUAUAAAAGCAGCUUCUAAAUGCAAUAUUUUCAUUUUAUUCAUGUUUGAAUUAUAGUCCCACCUGGGCAACAAAGGGUGUUAUGAGGGCACCAACUCUCGCCAUCCCACUGCUGGUUCCCAGACCUAAAGCUCUGGUGGCUGUUGGAUACACCUGCAAUGUGACGAACAACAAUGAAGAGGCGUUUAGAAUUGGAUGGGGGGGGGGGGAGUGCCUGAAUACUCGUCCUUGAGCAGGUGUAGACAACAGGGAUUCAUUUUCAUGAGAAAAACAUUGAUAAUGAGCAAGUAGAAACAUAACUCAAUAGCUCAAGACAGUUUGAAAAAUGAAAAAAAUAUGAAUGAACAUGACAAAGUACUUCAUGAUGAAAAUAUGCGUAACUUAAACAGCAAAUUCUCCAUAUAAAUUCACAUCAUUUAGACCCUCUGAUGUGGAGUCUUUACCUCGGGAGUGUACACAUACGCAGCCUGGAAUCCUCCUGCGAUGAACGCUCGAGCGACGAAUAUUAACACUGUCAUGGAUGUUCUAGAGCAGAGAUCAGUGGUGAAGCCAGACAGAGGUUACAUUUGAUGUUCCAGUUUCUCCAGACUCUACCUUCCCACGCAGCCGUAGAGAGGAAUGAUGCACAUAGAGAAGACGAAGAAACAAAGCGCCAUGGUCUUCCUCCUUCCCAGUCGGUCAAUGGCCCACAGUGUCACCAGCAGUCCUGUGGAAGAUUGUAACCAUUUCACCCUCAAUUGUGUUGUCUUUCAGCCAAUUUAUAAAUAUGUUUUAAAAUAUAUAUUUACUACGCUUAAUUCAUAAAGAUAGUUUUGAAACCAGGGAUCCAUGAAUCUUGAGCUGAUCAACACAAACUUGCAUCCUCUUGGGCCUAACCCUUUGUUGGCUUGCUUUAUGCACUAGCAAUAAUAACUGAUUCCAAGUUGAGAUUUUCAAAAGACAGAGUCUACGGGCCAAAAAUUGGUCCCUGGACCAGACAUACGAACAGCCCUCAUGGAGCCAGAGUAAAACUAUAAAACUGACCAUGUUGGAAUGUUUUUGACAGUCUUAUUUUGCGUGGGUUUUAGUGCAUUACUGGUGCAACUGAUGUGUAACUUCCUUGUUAUAAAUAUAUAUGUAUUUUUAAAAUUUCUAAAAUUUUCGAAGUACCGGUAUUUCUUAUCCCUUAAAAUACAUCUACAUACAUACAUACAUAUGCAUAUUUUUUUAAUGGAAUUUCAUAAUUAUUCACAAUAUCCUCACUUGAUUUUUUCCCAUCAUAUCAGCAUUCUCUUUCUCGUCACCUGCUUUCUUAGGGCUGGACGGUAUACAGUAUAUAAUUCCUGCUUUAAAAGUGGUAUCAUUCAGUAGUUGGGGUGAGUAGAAAUACCUGUUCUGAAUACAUUUUCAAGGCAAGAAAAAAAAGAGAAGAUAUAUUUACCAGGGAAUUCUGAUAAAGUGGUCCACAAAAGGUCUUUGUAGUCGUCCGAGUUGAGAUAUUUACAUUCUAAACUGCAGGGGGCGUCCAUCUUAUUAGUCUUGGACACUGCAGGGGACAUAAACAGAUUGCAUGUCACAUGAAAGGUCUGGUGCGAAGCCUCCGAUGGAACCACAUGCAUGUGAGGCUAGGAUGAGGAGGAUGAGGAGCUCAUUCAUGCCAUAGUGACUUCUGAGUUGCCCCAUGCAUUUUAUGCAGGACAGAACAUAAACAAAUAGAGUCUAAGUUUGUGUGACUCACUUCCACAGACUCCUCCUUCCUGGAACAGCUCGGUGGUCAGCAGCACCAGCCCGUAGUAGGAGAAGGCAUUCGCAAACCUGUGAACGAUUGAAAUGAUGACCAUAACAAUGUGGCUAUGAACUGUUGUAUUUGGUUUAUCAGCUCACCAAAUAAACCAGAGCAGAACUGUUGUCCAUCGAAAAUGUGAGGAAAAUAAAUCUUGAAACUUCC